GCUGGAGGGCGACAGAUUCAUUGUCUGAUGGAGAGAGAAGGAGGGAGAACGUUUUGAAGACCAAGGGCUGGCGAAUACAGAUGUAUGUGUAGAUAGGGAGCGAGACAGAGAGGAAAGGAAAUUAAUAAUACUCUUUUUUUAAAAAAUGUGCUACCUGUGACUUAAGCAGUCUCCAAUGGUACAAAACAGCAUGUCCAGAACACCUUCAACUUCCCACGAGAUACAGAUGGCUGUAUUUGACAAUCCACCGAUACAGGGAAAGUAUGCCAAAAGGAAAAGUCGUUUCAAACGCUCCGAUGGUAGCACAUCCUCAGAUACAACAUCCAACAGCUUUGUUAGACAGGGUUCAGCUGACUCUUACACCAGCCGUCCAUCAGAUUCCGACAUCUCUCUAGAGGAGGACAGGGAGGCACUACGCAAGGAAGCUGAGCAACAGGCUUUGGCACAACUUGAGAAGGCAAAGACCAAGCCUGUUGCAUUUGCCGUUCGAACAAAUGUUGGCUACAAUCCCACCCAGAACGAUGAAGUCCCUGUGCAAGGCAUGGCCAUUUCCUUCGAGUCCAAAGACUUUCUACAUAUCAAAGAAAAAUAUAACAAUGACUGGUGGAUAGGACGACUGGUGAAAGAAGGAUGCGAGGUUGGAUUUAUUCCAAGCCCAGUAAAGUUGGAGAAUAUCAGACUACAACAGGAGCAGAAGAUGAGACAAGGACGACUUUCAAGCAAAUCUGGUGGAAACUCCAGUUCUAGUUUAGGAGAUGUUCCAGGAACCAGGAGACCCACACCUCCUGCAACUGGAUAUGCGGACUUGUCUAAUUUAGCUUUUGAUGUAGAUGCCAUUGACUUAGAUGCAGAAGAGAGCGAUUCCCAAACCAACCAUCGGUCCCCUAAAACAAGCGUUAGCAGUGUAACGACUCCCCCGUCCAACGCAAAACGAAUCCCAUUUUUUAAGAAGCAAGAGAAUGUGCCUCCCUAUGAUGUUGUGCCAUCCAUGAGACCAAUCAUACUAGUGGGUCCGUCUUUGAAAGGUUACGAGGUGACAGAUAUGAUGCAGAAAGCUCUGUUUGACUUUUUGAAACACAAGUUUGAUGGAAGAAUAUCAAUCACAAGAGUUACUGCUGACAUUUCGCUAGCCAAACGAUCAGUGUUGAACAACCCCAGCAAACACACAAUUAUUGAACGCUCCAGCACACGCUCCAGCCUGGAUGUACUGGCUGAAGUACAGAGUGAGAUUGAACGUAUUUUUGAAUUGGCUAGGACACUGCAGUUGGUGGCUCUUGAUGCAGAUACCAUAAACCAUCCUGCCCAACUUGCCAAAACGUCUCUGGCCCCAAUUAUUGUCUACAUAAAGAUUGCUUCACCCAAGGUUUUACAACGUCUUAUAAAGUCACGAGGGAAGUCCCAGGCCAAACACCUGAACGUACAGAUGGUGGCAUCAGACAAACUGGCCCAGUGUCCUCCGGAACUGUUUGACAUAAUCCUGGACGAGAAUCAAUUGGAAGAUGCUUGUGAGCACCUCGCUGAGUACCUUGAAGCCUAUUGGAAGGCCACCCACCCAGCCAGCUGCAACCCCCCCAACCCUCUUUUGAACCGCACCAUGGCAACGGCUGCCCUAGCUGCCAGUCCAGCACCAGUGUCCAACUUACAGGGUCCCUACUUAGUGCAUGGAGAGCAAAGCAUUGACUGUUCGGCUCCUGACUUGCAUGACUAUCGGAAUGACUCUACCAAACAGCCCUACCAUCGCUUGUCAUCCUCCACGCCUCAGUACAGCCACCACCCGCGGGCCAUGCCCCGGGGUCUCUCCCGCCAGGACACCUUUGACUUGGGGACACAGGGCAGCCGGGACUCGGCCUACACCGAGCCAGGGGACUCCUGCGUGGAAAUGGACCCUUACGACGACCCGGAGCUCUCGGAAGAGCCUCGGAGUACCGGUGCUCGCUGGUGCAGCAUCUCAAGGCAGCAGGUCCGGAGGCAAGAGUCCUGGGAGGAAGAGGAGGAGGAGGAGGAAGAGGAGAGGGACAACCUGAACAGACAGCAGAGGAACCGACUCAAAGCCAGAGAGCGCUACAGGCAAAACAACGAGGAGGUCCUAUCCCGGAAACAGAGCGAUAUGGAGGAGUGGAACCGUGAUGUGUACAUUUGCUAAAUUGUCUCCUGUUCUUCCCACCACUACCACCAUCCCCUCAACCUUUGGAGAGUUUUAUCUUGUCGUGCUGACUGUCAAUCCAAAAAAGAAUAAGAAUUUGGAGCAUUCCUCCUUCCCAGUCCCUCUCGAUCAUCGUCACCUCCCUCCUGUUGAUUGAUUUGAACAUUUUACGUAGGAGAGGGGAUUUUACAUUCAAUGCCACGUCUCCCCCUCCCUAUUUAUUUAUAGUGCCUCAGUACUGGGUCUGCAAAGGUAUCCGAACCAGAGAUGGCGUAUUGUUAACCCUUUAAAGGACUAACACUGUCGAUGAACACAUUUGAGUCUGUAUUUUGCAUUACAGCUACACCUCUAUUUGUUUUUUGCAACAACGUAACCAGCCAGUGGAUUGGUGGUAAUCGGAUUUUGAUCGCUAAAACGAGACAAAUCCACCCAACAGCCAAAGCCAUCUCACUUGUCUCACUGGAGCUUUUGUAGAUCUGUUUCUUUUUGGUAGAUCAGGGUGAUACGUUGCUGGGUGUGAAAUGUGUAAAAUCCUAUUAUAAACACGCAAGAAUGCAUGGAAGCAUGAAGUUAAAAGGUUGGAACCUUUUAAAAGUGGCUCACACAUGGACCACUUAUCCUAAGAGAAUGUGCCCUUUUAUUCACUCAUCCUUGUUUACAUGAAUUUACAAAUCAAGGGUGGUCUCAGAGGGAGGAGAGGGGAGCGAUGUUAUGUUGUCUGCUACACUGCUCUUUUUUUAAAUCCCAUUCUCUCUAUAUUUAAUGGGUAAUUAGUAGUACCUAUUUAUUAAGUCCCCUUUCACAAUGGCAAACCCUUCUCUCCCCAUUUCACCUCUCCCAAGUAAUUUUCGACAGGGAGGAGGUGAGUGAAGGAUUAUCUAAACAUGUGAAGCUACAUGUUUUUAACCAACCCUUUCAGACAUGUAUUACAGACCUUUAGGGCAGGUGGGACUUGAAUCAGCACCUUCUAGCCCAGAGUUUGGGACACUACCACGUUGCAACAAGAGCUCCAACUUGUUAUACUGUUGUUAAAGGGAGUAUUGUGUGGAAUCUAUUCCUUCCCUCCACAACAGUGCAGACUGUUUCAUUCAUUUAAGCAUUGACUGUACUGAUUAGGAAUGCUGCUGGAUUCUACAUUCAGACUGCAUGUACACCCUGCUGUGUCUGUCUGACCAUGUUGGUCAGUCAAUUGUUUACAAUCUCGGAGCUUGAAUUUGCAAAAGACACGGGCUGUCUUGCCACUUUGGGGGAAGCGAGUCGAAGCUAAAACUGGGAUUAUUAUUUUGCCGUGGCCAAGGCAUUCAGUGGGAUUGAGAGAGGGUCAGUGACUCACUUUGAAGGGGCUUCCCAGGUCACUGUCCUUUCAUUACAGCUAGCAUCUCCCAUUCGGGAAUGAUGGGCCAUCAGCCUUUGUUAGCCUGGGGGUGGGGGGAAGGGGUCUCUGAAGGGUAAUUUAUGCCAAAAUUUAAAAAUGCAUAGAGUAAUAAAUACUUGGAAGUGAUUUAAAAGGCAGUAAUGUAAUCAGGGGAUUAACAUGAUGCCCUAUAGCAGGGGAGAUGGAACAAAUGAACUGAGUUGGACACUUACCUUUGAGACUUGACCUUAAUCUAAACCAGACUCCUACCAUGAAAAUCUCCCUUUCCUGUUUACUAAAGGGACUAAAGUGUUUAGAAUAACUUUUAUCCAAUUCAUUGCAUUCAGGAGAGUUACCGCAAGGUUAUCUGUGAUUUAACUCUUAAAUAGAUGCAAAGUUGAUCUCUUCGCUAUUGAGUCAUGAAAAUAGCUCCUGGAAUGGAAUAAAGCUGGACACUGUUUCAGUACGGUGCAAAUAUUUGGUGGUUUGGGAUGAAAGUACGGGUCAGAUCAUAGGGAGCUUGAUUGUGCCAAAGCAAAGUAGAUGGUUAUGCACGGUGAGAGCCAGCUGCCAAAAUGGAAAUACUAAAAUAGUUGUCCAAAAACAAAUUAACAAAAACAGAAAAUGUGAAGCUCUAGGAAGUCAUUGCCCAGAUCCCAUAAUUAAAUAAUGGCCUUUAAAAUCACUCCCUAUUGUCUGACAUUGUUUAUAAUGAUAUACUGUUUGGAUUUUCUGUGGGAGGUUUGAUUUUGUUGCCGGUCAGACUGUGUGCUGGCAGUAACGCUCCUUGACCUUAAAGUCUGACAAAACCUAGAUCAGAGGAUUGAUGAUGAUCAUUGCUGCAGGCCUUGUGAGUAACUACCUGCAGUCAAUUUCUGAAAAAUUAUGUGUCCAGUAUAUAUUAUAAA
Messenger RNA from Rhincodon typus (whale shark), 4405 nucleotides. RefSeq names its product calcium channel, voltage-dependent, beta 1 subunit (gene cacnb1). Gene Ontology annotation, biological process: regulation of voltage-gated calcium channel activity; chemical synaptic transmission; neuromuscular junction development. The record is from RefSeq and is a predicted model, not a curated record. NCBI's taxonomy places the organism in Eukaryota, Metazoa, Chordata, Chondrichthyes, Orectolobiformes, Rhincodontidae. The transcript is spliced from 15 exons. Gene Ontology annotation, molecular function: high voltage-gated calcium channel activity; protein binding. The coding region runs from base 176 to 2143 and encodes 655 amino acids. Gene Ontology annotation, cellular component: voltage-gated calcium channel complex.